Messenger RNA from Pomacea canaliculata, 5737 nucleotides. RefSeq names its product cytochrome P450 27C1-like. The record is from RefSeq and is a predicted model, not a curated record. Gene Ontology annotation, molecular function: iron ion binding; monooxygenase activity; heme binding. The coding region runs from base 905 to 2467 and encodes 520 amino acids. Lineage: Eukaryota; Metazoa; Mollusca; Gastropoda; Architaenioglossa; Ampullariidae. The transcript has 10 exons.
UGUGGCAGCUGACUGAAUAUCAAUGUCCAAACCUCAACGCCUGCGCAUGACAAGAGGCGAACAUUAGUGCACUGCGACCAGGGGAGGGUUAGGGGGCAGCAGAGAACCGCGAGGCACCGCCGAGGGCGCUGUUGUGGUUGGAGACUUGUCUUGCCUGAUGGACCCCUGAUGUAGUGGCUGUUGCCUGCGUGCACGCGUACUCGCCGUGAGGAAAGACUGGCCUGGCCAAUAAAUAGUUGUGGAUGCCGCGGUGCUGCGACAUUAAUAACACAACCUCGCGUGCCCUCGCCUGUUGUCUGUGGCGAGGCUCGGACGGUGAUUCCUACUUACGAGUCCCGGCUCUCAGCGGCAAGCAGUAUCAUCAUCAGCAUCAGCAGCAGCAGCAGCCUUGGCGGCUGGCCGAAACGUGGUGGGGUCACAAAGUUCAGUCAACAGUUGGACGCAGUCUGUGAGGUCUCGCUGCCCACAGCCGACACGUCGGUCAGUCCCGCUGGACACAGGGGACGACACUCCUGCUCGCCACUCGGGAAAAAGCCACUGAAGCUAUUUUCGCAGGUAUUCCGCGAGCUUUGCGAGAACUUUUGUCAGCCAAAAAAUUCACCUGAAGCAUCCCAUUGUUUAUUUUUCACAGUUGGUUGAGAGCCACUAGAGGCAGCCACAAUGAGCCGCACUUUUGCAGACAGACUGUUGCACCAGCUGGCACGUGCACCCCGGGUAGCCUGCUACAGCGGGCGCCGCACCAAGGCCAGCAGCACCAGUCGCGUUCAAGGCCGAAGCCACUCUCGACGACCUUGACUUCCUGCCAUCCCGAGAGGCCUUCCUGCCUCGACGACCCUCUGCCAGUGCCAAGGUCGAGGUCGGGAUCAGACGCCCGACCGCCACUGCCGCGCAAGGUCGCUGCCCCAUGCACCUCCUGUCCACCAUGACCUCGACCCCGGAAGUGUUCUUUCCGCCUGACGCUGUCCCGGAUGAGGCCACCCACCAAGAAGAAUUGGACAGCAAGCACGCGUCCGAGCGCUUGGCACAAGAAGCAGCUCGACCUUUCAUGGACAUGCCCGCCCCGUUCAGUCUGCCCAUCGUGGGCACCAUGUGGAUGCACUUGCCUGGAGGACCUUUGCAUGGACUGAGUUUCGAGAAGAAGAUGGAGAGACUGCGUGACACGUAUGGACCAAUCAUCAGGGAGCGCGUGCUGCUCAACUUUCAACUGGUGCACGUGUUUCGCCCGGAAGACAUCGAGACUGUGUACCGCUUGGAGGGCGCACGACCACGGAGGGAAGGGUUCCGACUGCUCCAGAAAUACAACAACAAAUACAACGACGGUGUUCAGGGCAUCAUUACUAGUCAAGGAGAAGUCUGGCACAGACUGCGAUCAAAAACCCAGGGAAGAUUGUUGAAACCGAAGUCAGUGGCUGCCUACCUGAAUAUCCACAAUGGGGUAGCUGAUGACCUGGUGGCCAGCAUUGGUCGCCUGCGAAAUACAGAGGGCAUCAUCGAGGACUUUCUGCCUGAGCUGUACAAGUUCGCCAUGGAAGGAAUCGGCUUUGUCUGCUUCAACCGCCGAGUGGGUGCUCUGGACGAGAACAUUCCCGCCGACAGCGACACCUUCCGGUUCAUCGAGGCCGUUAAUGACGUCAUGACUGUUUCUCAUUCGGAAAACAAAUCCUUCUUCGUGUCAGAGUGGUCCUCGGAGUUCAAGAAACUGCGGCGAGCACAAACGUUCAUCAAAGAGAUGUCCACCCGGCAGGCCUUGCAGACACUAGAGAUGAUGUCAACGAAUGAGUUACAACUGGAUGCAGAAGGCGGCGACCUCAUCCGCUACCUCAUGACCAAGACGGACUUGUCUCAGGCCGAGGUCCUCACCGUCAUCAGCGAGUUCUUUUUCGCCGGCGUCGAUACAACGAGCCAUGUGCUUGGCUUCGCUCUCUACGCCUUGGCUCAGAACCCGGAAGUACAAGAAAAACUGAUCGAGGAGAUCGACCGGGUGACAGACGGCUCUGACGUCAUUUCCUCCGACAUGAUUGGCCGCAUGCCCUAUCUCAAGGCCGUUGCGAAGGAAACUUUCAGGGUCACACCGAUCACCCCUGGAAAUGGACGAACGCUGGACAACGAUAUCGUUCUGUCGGGCUACCACGUACCUGCCGGGAUCAUGUUUGGCCUUCAUCACGAUGUCGCCUGCAAGUCGCCGCAGUACGUGUCCGAGCCUGACCGCUUCCUGCCGGAGAGGUGGCUGCGCGGGGGAUCUGGCGAUCUGGGUACAAUCCACCCGUUCGUCCUCAUGCCUUUCGGGUUCGGACCCCGGUCAUGCGUGGGGCGGAGGCUGGCGGAGCAGGAGUACUCUCUGGGCUUGAUUAAGAUUCUGCAAAAAUUUAGAGUCGAGUAUGCACACAACGAACUUCUGAACUACACCAUGUCCAUCAUCAACACUCCCACGACUCCUCUCAAGUUCAGGUUCUUGGAGCGGAAGUGACUUCCAACCCGGAAGCACUCCUUCCACCAUCCCACGCAAGGUCUUCAGACCUGAAAGAUCUGAUGAUGUACCCAGCCUCCCGUCCACACUGACCUCCUGUAAUUGUUUUUCUUGUUUGAUGACGAUGCCUCAUCCACUGCCUGCUUCGUAAAGAGACAAUGUAUACCAGGCUGAACUAUUAUCCAGCGAAAAAAAAAAAAACAAAACGGAAGUGGGCUUUCACAUGGACAGUUCACUUCCGUUUGACCCUUCAAAUGGCAAAAUCUUGUUAUAUUCCUCGUUAAUAACUUCCUGAACAGAUCAAAUACUCCGGUAAGAGUGUGGCUGUGUUUUUGUGUGAAUGUGUUGUAAAGAUAGCAUUUUUACCUCUCAGUAAAGGUGUAGACGAUGUCACCAGGUUGGCAGCCAGGUGUAAAUAUGUCAAGUCUGGGCAAUGUGCGAGUUAUAGGAAAGCAUAUUAGCAUGGCUGCCGUGAGAGAUUCGGUAUUAUUAUUACUCACAAAAUGCCAAAGACGAGUAUAGGAACCUGGGAGAUGGACACGGACAUUUGCAAACCAAAGAUUCUGCUUAAAGAUGUACAUUAACCGUCAGUUACAUACUGUGUAUAUGUAGUUAUUGGGGCUUUAUUCUGAUUUGUAAACUCGCUCUGCUUCGUGCAGGUAAGUCGCACCUUGUGGUAACUGCUGAUUUACAUCUUGUGAUAUUUGUAAAAAUAAUCAAAUGGCUGUUUAUUGUACUGGUUAUUUUUUUUGUCAUAUUUUUCUCCAACUCCUUUAAAUCAUCGUUGACACAUUUCCCGCAGAUUUGUCAAGUCUGUUUAUUUAUCUUGCAAUGAACUUCAAAAUAUUUGCUUUUGUUCUUCCCUUCUCGGGAAAACUACGUGAGAACCUUUUUUUGUUUUUGUUGUAAAAAGUGUAAUAAUGUUUUCUGGCCAUAGCCUAAGCUGUUUACUCAUAGAGUUUUCACGCUGUUCUAUAAUUUCUCAAACUUGUCGAAAUGAUGAUUUUUAAAAAUUGUCGUGGCCUCCUGUCGAAGGUUUGAGGAUUGUAUUGGCAACAGUAGGCAUUCCUUAAAGCACAAUACUUUGAUUGUCGCUAUCUGUGUAGAAAUAUUUAUUGCGAAGUACCAGUGGCUUACUAAGAACUUUCUAGAAGAUCAGAGUUAGCACCUGAUAACCCGAGGGUCACUGCCAGUCAAUAUUCGUACACACCCAGUGUGGAGGGACCGCCUAUAAAACUUGCACAGGAAGGUGAAGAAAAAGAUUGUUGUAAGGGCUUGUUUCCUUCGAUGCUGUUUGACAUUUUACGGUAAUUUUACAACAAUUUCUCUUUUCCUGUCAUGAGGUCUGUAAGUGUAAAAGUCGUUGCAAAUUCCGUUAAACACCCAUGUUUCAACAUAAUGGCGCCGUGCGGAAAAAGCCAAGGAUGCUGGGGAGCGGAAGGGAUCUUUAUUCAAUUUUUCGAAAAGUGAGUUGGCAGAGACCUUGGAUCACAAAUGUUCCUCCCUGUAUAUCCAUCAUGUUUUGUUAUUUUUUGUUUGGUUAUUUUUUCCUACGUCGAUAAGAGUUAAACGCUGACCUUACCUAACAUGCAAAUUUGAUAGUUCAGGUGUCAGGCUCAGAAUAUGAUUGCUGAAACUGUGAUUGACAGAAGAGUGUAGGGAGGACAGUUAUGAUGGUGUGGGAUGUUUGGGAAGAACAAACCACACUUCAUAGGCUGGUUGCAUGGUUUACAGCUACUUAACUGGCUUACACGUAGCAGACAGUUAAAUGUUUCUAAAACAUUAAGCAGCUUCAAUUGACAACAAACAAAAAGCUUAGAGGCUUAGACAAGAGUGGUCCACCAGGCACACUUUGAAUUUGCUCACCCAAUCAGAUAAAAGUUAAGUGUAGGGUAGGUUUAUUCAUGACGCCUGUCAAGAGGAUCUCCCCCGCCCUCCUACUCCACCCCAUCCCGAAUUUUUUUUUGAAGUGCUUGAAACUAGUUUUAUGGAAAUGUGAUAAAAUAGCUUUGAGUGUAUUUAUAUAUAAUGAAUUAGGUAAAUAUGUUGAAGAACUUUAAAUACAGAAAAUAACCCUGUCCAAAAAAAAUCCCCUAAGAUUAUUGCUAAAAGGAUGCACACCAUCCUCCUGGCUUUACUGCGGGGUCAUGUGUUGUGUAUCAUCCAUUGUGGCAGCCUGGAAAAGUGGUAGGAGGACACGUUGGUGUCUGUAAAUGGCAUAAACACCCAGUUAAGCUACUGCAAGCCGAUCUGUGCAAUAAUAUAAUAACUGUCAUUACAGUGAAACCUUUAUCGGGAGAUGCUCACCGCCUUCCUUUACCAGACAAAGGGUUUUCUUGUACCCGGCAUUUACCGUGUGGAUCAGCGCACACCUGAACAUUGACAAGUGGGUGACUGUUAGUGCAGGCCAGUACAAUUGUACUUUGCUAGCUUCAUUAUUGCAGUCUGAUAACCACUGCCAUAUGAAAGCCACCUACGCCCUGCCAGAGAAAAGAUGAAAACCUGCGAGCAGUUGAACUCUGUUCCCCUAGUUGACCCGCAUGAAUGAUUUGGAUCGAGCUGCUCUUGAAAAAGCGCACAGAAAGCGAUUUCAUUCAAAUGGCGGAGUUGUUCCUCCCCCUCCAAACAUUGGUAGCUUACAGGAUAUGUUACCCGAGAAAAGGGAGCAUAGCACUAGGUACCCUGUGUGGACUUGAGUACAGUAUGGAAGGAAAGAAUGGGGUAUAGUAUGACGACUUUAGACAAAGAAGGGAUGUUGUCCUGGGUAGACACAGAUGUCCUGUGACGAGAAACCGUUCACAAUAAAUGUCGUGCAGGUUGUGGUUAUGGAGACUGGUGCAAGCGAAACUCACACCUGAAUCAGUAGUUAUCUCUCGUACAAAGCCUGUCCUGUCCAAGGUUGGUUGUAGGUGUGGACUGUAUGGGUAGGGAGCCGUUGUAGUCGAGUGGUUAGCGAGCUCAAGUGUGCCGCGAGCUUUUUGUCUUGGACACUGAACUGAUUUCGUUUCAGAAUACCUGUUUUUAUAUAUAUAUUAUGUGCUGUACAUUACAACCAUGUAAGUUGUUAUGAAUGCAUCAAUGCUAUGAAUGAUUCAUAUUUUUUAAAAAGCCAAAGUUGGAAAUGACUCCUGGUCACACAAGACUUAUGUGAACAUAAAUGUAAAUUAUGUUAUUGCAUUUGAAAUUUGUAUCUGCCAUUGUAAUGAUUGGCUCUUCGCUUAUUCGCGAAACCACGAUAUGCUCAGAAAUAAAGUGAAAAUUGUAAUAAUG